Silurus meridionalis is the source of this 1517-nucleotide messenger RNA. RefSeq names its product molybdenum cofactor synthesis 3 (gene mocs3). Lineage: Eukaryota; Metazoa; Chordata; Actinopteri; Siluriformes; Siluridae. Gene Ontology annotation, molecular function: adenylyltransferase activity; thiosulfate-cyanide sulfurtransferase activity; URM1 activating enzyme activity. The record is from RefSeq and is a predicted model, not a curated record. The transcript is spliced from 13 exons. The coding region runs from base 43 to 1479 and encodes 478 amino acids. Gene Ontology annotation, biological process: protein urmylation; tRNA wobble position uridine thiolation. Gene Ontology annotation, cellular component: cytoplasm; cytosol.
CGCACACGUGGCUGGUGACAUAUAGAUACAGGAAGUGAUUGCAUGCGGAUUUCUUUUUUUGUUUCAAUUUUUUGUUUUAAUGUAAUCUUUGCUUGGAUGAAUAAUAUGGAUGAAAUUUUAGCUUUGAAGAAACAGCUCUUAGAAAAAGAUGCGGAAAUCGCUGAUUUGAAAAACAGGCUGGAGCAAUCCCUGAAGGAUAAUUCUGUACUAAUGGACUUACAAGACCAGGUAUCACAUCUGGAUCGCCUCCAGUAUACUUCUUUAACCAACGACGACAUUAUGCGAUACAGUAGGCAGCUGCUUUUGCCAGACCUCGGAGUCAAAGGUCAAAUGAGUCUUUUAAACACGUCUGUUUUGGUGGUGGGAUGUGGAGGAUUAGGCUGUCCCCUAGCCCUCUACCUCGCUGCAGCAGGAGUAGGGCAUUUGGGGCUGUUGGAUUAUGAUGAAGUGGAGCUAAGUAAUCUGCACAGACAGGUCCUGCACACAGAGCAGUCUCGGGGUCUGCCCAAAGCCCAGUCUGCAGCACAGACCCUAAGCAAGUUAAAUUCCACAAUACAGUGUGUACCAUAUCACCUCCAGCUCUCCUCUGAGAAUGCCUUACAACUCAUGCAACAAUAUGAUAUUGUGGCUGAUUGUUCGGAUAAUGUUCCAACACGGUACCUGGUCAAUGAUGCCUGUGUUCUUACUGGCAAGCCCUUAGUGUCUGCAAGUGCUUUGAGAAUGGAAGGCCAGCUUACUGUAUAUAAUUACAAUGGAGGGCCCUGCUACAGGUGUUUAUAUCCUGUUCCCCCACCACCUGAAACGGUCACAAACUGCUCAGAUGGAGGAGUCUUAGGAGUGGUGGUUGGAGUCAUGGGUUGUCUUCAAGCUUUAGAGGUUCUCAAGAUUGCCUCUGGCCAAAAAUCUUCCUUUGGACAGCAGUUGCUAAUGUUUGAUGCUCAAGAUGGGCGGUUUCGCAGCAUAAAGCUGAGAGCCAAGCAGGCAGGCUGUGUUGUUUGUGGAGAGACACCCACAGUCACAAAGCUGCAGGACUACGAGAGCUUCUGUGGCUCUGCUGCAACUGAUAAGUGCCGAAGAUUGAAUCUUCUGUCUGCAGAACAGCGAGUCUCUGUACAGGAGUAUAAAUCCAUUGUGGACUGCAGUACUCCUCAUCUCCUACUUGAUGUUCGGCCGGAAGUAGAGGUGGACAUUUGCCAUCUUCCAGUUUCCAUCAAUAUUCCACUGGCCAGUUUAGAGGAUCAAAAAACAGAGCACAUUCAUUUACUAAAGGAGAAGAUCCGUGAGAUAAAAUCGCAGAUGUGCUCUAAAUUAGAAGUCCCAGUGUAUGUAAUUUGUAAACUGGGGAACGACUCUCAGAAGGCUGUGCAGCUGCUGGAGAAGAUGUCUGGAAUUGAACUAGAGCACAUCACUGUGAAGGAUAUCACUGGAGGCCUGAUGGCCUGGGCUAAUAAGAUUGACCAGUCUUUUCCAAAAUAUUAACUUAUUUCUUAAUCCAAAAAUAAACAUGUUACUCAUUA